AUGCCGGAAGACAAUGCCCAAGAAGUCAAAAUCGACCAAAACGGUGAUAAGGUCGAAGAAGAUGAAGAUGGCGAAAUCACCGAGCAAGCAAGAAAUCUGAAGACGCUGAAUCAGUACCAGCAAGACAUCCUUAGACUCCAGAAUAAGAAGGAGCAGCUGCUCAGGCAGGCCGUUGCCCGCCAUAUAUUCACAAUCACUGGUGGAUCAAACCAAGAGCACGAAAACAAGAGAGCCAGAAGAGAAUUUGAAAGAAGAGUGCACACCAUCUCGCCAAGGGUACCGCUCAACAGGCCAGCUUGGUCCAUGGUGCCCAUCACUUUUGACAAAAAUGACUUUCAAGUGCGGGAUUUUCCACAUACAGACGCUUUUGUAGCAACAUCGAAUAUAGCUGCGUUCACUAUACACAACAUCCUCAUUGACAAUGGGAGCUCCGCCGACAUCUUAUUUAUCAAGCCUUUCGAGCAGAUGAACCUUGACAAGCGAACGUUGGAACCAGCCGGGAACUCGUUGUUCGGUUUUGGCGGGAAAAAGAUAGACGCCUUGAGAAAGAAGGCAAUCUCGGUCUCUGUCGUAGAAGGCGAAAAGGUCCGCACAGAAACCAUAACUUUCGACAUAGUCAACAUGGAUUAUCCGUAUACUGCAAUUUUCGGCAGAGGAGUUCUAAGUAGAUUCGAAAUCGUAAUAAAGCAAAGCUACUUGUGCAUGAAGAUGCCAUCCCCUUUCGGCAUUAUCGCAGUGCAUGGAGAUUAG
Molecule: messenger RNA, 750 nt
Organism: Miscanthus lutarioriparius
Lineage: Eukaryota; Viridiplantae; Streptophyta; Magnoliopsida; Poales; Poaceae
Source: the annotation of a GenBank genome assembly